Molecule: messenger RNA, 8275 nt
Organism: Lethenteron reissneri (Far Eastern brook lamprey)
Lineage: Eukaryota; Metazoa; Chordata; Hyperoartia; Petromyzontiformes; Petromyzontidae
Product: carbonic anhydrase 7-like
Biological process (GO): regulation of intracellular pH
Cellular component (GO): cytoplasm
Molecular function (GO): carbonate dehydratase activity; zinc ion binding
Source: RefSeq, a predicted model, not a curated record
UUGUGCGGAAAUCGUCCUCGCUAGCGGGGAGAGCGCGCGUGCCAUCACAGCAGACACACAAGCAGACACACACAGCAGACACAUAGCAGACACAGAGACACACAGACACAGAGACACACAGAGACACACAGCAGACACACAGCAGACACAGAGACACACAGACACAGAGACACACAGACACACAGAGACACACAGCAGACACACACCGAGACCCAGAGACACACAGACACAGAGACACACAGACACAGAGACACACAGAGACACACAGAGACACACAGCAGACACACACCGAGACCCAGAGACACACAGACACAGAGACACACAGACACACAGACACAGAGACACACACAUACACAGAGACACACACAGAGACACACACAAAGACACACACAAAGACACAGACACAGAGACACACAGAGAUACACACAGACACACAGAGACACACAGAGACACACAGCAGAGACACACAGACACACGGAGACACACACAGACACACACCGAGACCCAGAGACACACAGACACACAGAGACACACAGAGACACACAGCAGACACACACCGAGACCCAGAGACACACAGACACACAGAGACACACAGACACACACCGAGACCCAGAGACACACAGACACAGCAGACACACAGCACAGACUACACGCAUAAUACCUCUUCUGUCCUCUCUGCCUCCCAGUGUUACGGAAACGACAGUCACGUACACGUGUGCGUGCGGUGUGAGCUAAGAUAUAGACUGCUUACAUCCGUGUAGCCUUCAGCAGACUGUUGAGGCGGAAGGGCAAGUGUUGCUGGCGAACACGCAGUGCACACACUCAGACUCACACACACUCAUAGACAGACGAUCACAGACACACACUCAGACACACUCACAGACACACUGACAGACAGACACACACUGACAGACAGACACGCACUCUCGCGCACGUGUGUGACACACGCGCUCGCCGGUACACGUGGAGGAAGUCCAGCGCUGCUGCAUCUGCCCGGCUGACUUGGCGAGCAUGUCUUGGGGUUACGGAAAGGAUAAUGGGCCCUCGUGCUGGGCCCGCGAGUACCCCGUGGCGAAGGGGCCCCGGCAGUCGCCCAUCGACAUCGACCCGGACUCGGUGGAGCGCGACCCCUCCGUCGACCCCCUGCGCCUGCGCUACAACUCGAGGGCGUCCCGCCAGCUGUCCAACACCGGCUCCUCCUUCAUGCUCUCCUUCCACGACUCCAGCGUCAAGGGCGCCUGCGUCAUAGAAGGGGGGGCCCUCCAUGGACCUUACCGACUCCGCCAGCUGCACAUGCACUGGGGCUCGCACGACCAUGUCGGCUCGGAGCACACGGUGAAGGGGAAGACGUAUCCCGCAGAGCUGCACCUGGUCCACUGGAGUGCCGACCGCUACGCGAGCUUCGAGGAGGCUGCUGUGGCCCCCGAUGGCCUGGCGGUGGUCGGCGUCUUCCUGGAGGUGGGCGAGGAGAACAAGGAGUUGAAGAAGAUCACCGAUCUCCUGCCGAGAAUCACCGCCAAGGGCUCGGCCGUGGACGUGCGCGGCGUGAACCCGUCGCUGCUGCUGCCGCCGUCGCUGUCGCUGUGGAGCUACGCGGGCUCCCUCACGACGCCGCCGCUCUACGAGAGCGUCUCCUGGCUCAUGCUGCAGCAGCCCAUACACGUGAGCCGCGAGCAGUUGUCGCGCUUCCGCGAGCUCAGCUUCUCCGGGGAGAACGAAAGGAGCCGACCCAUGGUGGACAACUUCCGACCGCCGCAGCCACUGUGUGGCCGAGUCGUCACUGCCUACCCGUGAUGACCUCGACCCUUGACUCUUGACCGCCACCUUUGACCUCUGACCGGACUUACCAGACUCCAUUCCUCGUGACCCACCGCUACUGCCUCGUAGGUCAGUAUCAAACUCCAGAAGCAGUCCCUCAGUUCACGUUUUUUUAAUCCAUUCCACGAAAACUACUGUUAACCCAAAUAACCGUUCAUUUAAGAGAGAGCCGGUCUCCACUGCCAGAACAGAGAACGUAAUCAUGUUAACAAAGCCAGUCGAGAUCCGAACGCCUAUUAAUGGGCGUCCCUGAUUGGCUGAGGGCAUGGCUCAGCCCUGCUUACGAGUGCUCGGAUUGGCCGAAAUUGGCGCCCCGCGUGUAUAACGUAAACGUGCCGUUCGCCAAAAUGUUAACGUUCAGUCGAAACCGUGGGGGUCCUAUGGGAGGCGAAACGCUAACCUAAAAUCGUUAACCGAUGUCACUGUUUACUGAGGGACUACCGUACAACCCAUUAUCUAACGGAGAGAGGGGGGGGGUCCCUUUCCUACACACAUUUCCAUCAGCAUUGGUGGAAGCGAGCCUGACUGCUGGUGCCACAUGCUGAAUCUCACAAACCAGCCCAGAGUUUUCCUUGCAUGAAACCAAUGCCGAUGGAAUAAUAAUAAUAAUAUAAAUGAUAUGCACUCCCAGAAGGCUGCCGUGUGGCCAAUGGGAUGCGUAAAAAAAAAUUACACUUUUUAUUUGUUCAUGUGGAAAUGGGUAGGAGGCGAAUUUGUCCACUUUAUUAUUUUUGUUGAGCAAUCAUCUGGCACGUGUAAGUAGCGUGUAUGCGAGGAGUGGGGUGGACGGGGGACACUCGGUUAACACGGAGAGGGCCGACCGUGGUGGGCGGCGAGGACCGGAGUUCUGGACCAACGGCGACGCGACGCUGACCACGCAGCUUUUGCACUAAACGCAAUGAAGGCGCCCCUGUGACGUGCGCGUCUCUUGAAGAGCAAUAUUCGUACGACUGAUAAAAAUUGUUAAUGAAUCACUACUGGGCGAAGUCUACACGUGAUCACGUUAUCAACUUAUUAUUAAGUUCAAAUGCAAAACGAAUUGACGUCAUAGGCGAUAUUCGUUAUUAUUGUGACGCGCUGCUGCGACGUGUAGUUGUGACGCGUUGUCACGACGCCUCGCCGUGACGUGUCGUUGUUGACGCGUCGCCGUGACGCGUCACCGUGAUGCUUCGUUGUGAUGCGUUUGUAUCGACUGCAAUGAAAUGCAAGGGGGGAUGAUCGUGAAUCGAGGGAACAUGCAAGGACGCGGUUCCCUUCUGUUGUUCCACUCGCACCCCCCCCCCACCCCCCCCAAAAUAUCCACAUUCAGUCCUAACGGAAUCGCUCACUCGCUAUGAGAUUAUAGGAAAACUUCGGACCAUACUUUUAGAUAACGGGGAGAGGGAUUUGAGUUAAUGACGUCGGUCUCAACGACGCCGACGUCCGGAAAGAACACUCCCCCCCCCAUUCGAGACACAAACAUCACCGCACCUCCCGGGUUCGAGAUUCCUCCUCCUCGAAGCAACUGCUGGAACCGGACACUAAAAAGGCGCAAGCCGCGGGAGUGUGAUCGUGGCCGUGCAAUCCUCACGUCUGAGCCCGCGGGGUUCAACAAACCACUGCGGCUGCUGCGCUCCCGCAGCGGAUGAGGAGGAGGAACACCCAAACGACACGAACUCCAUGCUGACGCCCUCUUGUCGUGGCCAGCAGCAAGACCUCGACAUUUGCCAUCUUGUAACUCGUGAACAUCUUGCUGCUGCUGCUGCUGACAUUGUGCGCAAGAGUCGACGAUUACAGGAGGGGUGAGGUGGAGGGGGGUUGGAUGUGGGAGGCGAGCGAUGUUUGGGUGUGAUUUGUUUUUUUACAAAGGAGGUGUAUCGCGACCAAAUGAGCCCGGGGCGUGGGCCGAUCUCGUCGGAUCAGGGAACGCAAACAGGGUUUGACCCCUCAGCAGGGCAACGCGUCACUUUGUCAGGGUGGCCCCAACCCCGUGCCUGUCACGAACGGGGUGCCGCGGGAGGGCCGCGGGAGGGCCGUGGGCUGUGCGGGCAGCACUGGGGGGCAGUGCCCACGAGCCGCACCCACAGCUCGAUGAAUGAACCCCCCACGACCCGCACGGUUGUGCGGAGAGGACCCCUUAUCCGGCAGGGGAUUGGCGGCAAGGGCUGUGCGUGUAUCCAAGUGCACGAGGGGUAUUACUGGAAUGCGAUAGCUGAGUGCUUGCUGCUGCUGCUGUUGACGACACUGAUGCUUGCGGUGCUGCUGUUCGUGUUGGUGGUAGUGGUGGUGAUGGUGGAGAGCGGUGGCGCAGCGGUUAGCUCGCUGCGCUACGAGCCCGGCGACCCGAGUUCGAUUCCCGCUCACGGUCCAACACCGGUGACGAAUAUCUGAACCGGUCCUGGGCCUCCUCUAGGUGGAUUCGGCCUCAAAUGAGUACCUGGUGCACUGUGUACGCAUCACCACCGAGGAGACAAAGGUGGUCGGGCGUGGUGCUGCUCAGGCCUUCAUAAGUGAUCGCUGACAGCACUUCCCCCAACUUUGUCUUGUGGCUACACAGGGUAUCUUUGUCUUUGCUAAUGAUGUUGCUGAUGAUCAUUAUGUCUGUUAAUGUCGCUUCCGCUUGUAUAACUGCCAAUGCUAAUAUUGAUGUUGCUGCUGAUGCUGAUGUUGGUGGUGCUACUGCUUCCGGUGACAUUUGGAAUUAUCUGAUAGAUUCAUAGUUUACCAAAGCUAGAGGCGUCUCGUGUUGCUACGGUCAUGGCCGAAUUUGCCCGGUGUCACGGGGACGCGCGGCCGUGCCGAGGGUCGAAUGCAGUCUCCCCGCUCCGAGAAACUGAGAUCAAGAGAGACGGAGGAGCGGUGGCGCAGCGGUUAGCGUACUUGUGCUAUGAAACACGGCGACCCGUUCACCGACCUUAGAUUGGAUUCACGGUCACACGGCUACUGUCAGUGGCGAGUGGCAUCUGAACUGGUCAUCGAACAACCCCCACCCCACCUCCCUCCCAUCCAGAAUCAGAAUCUGUAUUCAUACUGGAGGAAUCCGAUGAGCUAUAAAGCUCUUGUUCAUAGAUGUCCAGUAGGGGCACGUCAGAACGUUACAACAACGAACAAAACAACAAACACGGCGGGAGUGCAAAGUGUAGGGCAGGUAAGCAAAUCACUAAAAAUAAUCAACAAAUAAAACUCAGCGAUAUCUUUUUAGCUUACCAGGCAAAGCCCACUGAACUAUUAGCUUUUUUUCAGAAACGACCUGGCCACAAAUGAUAGCUCAACGAAGUGGCUUAUCACGUGUGGAAAUGUAUAGCAGCCAAAUAAUCUAAACGAAUGUUUCUAAAUGUGGAGGGAAACCCCGGAGAACCUGGAGAAAAAUCCACGCGAUCACGGGGAGAGAGACACGCAGACUCCAAAUAUGCAGGCGUCAGGGUCGGGACCGAACCCACGAACCUCCUGCAUACCAGGCGAGGCAGAAGAUGGAUUUUCGGUGGUGGAUUAUAAUCCUUGUGUACCCGUCAUGGGUUUUGACUUCUCUAAUCCGCGCUAACCCGCGUGGUGAAGUAUGGUCAAACGCCCACCGUGACCGACAGCGGCUCGUUGGAGCCUUAAUCCAGCAGUGGAGUGACAAAAGGGCUAUGACGUUUGCCCUCGUGGCGCUGGAGCCGCGCCAACUGAAAUCAAUUUGUGUUGAACUAACAACGAGCACGUCCUUUGGGUAUGACCGCAAACCUACCCGCCCGUCGUUCCCUCCAGCCAGCCCGCCAGCCAGCAAACCUUUAAACAAAUUAAUAUACUGCAUUUACUGGCGAAGCGUGGCACUCAGAUUGUAAAUGUUGUGGCUUGGCUCUCCAACACACCGGUUAGUGCUGUACUAGCGACGAAUUGGCCACGUUCUGUUUACGUGACAACCCUUACUAGUCAGCUGUGUCGGGUGGUGGCGGCUUUAACGACACAUUCAUAUUGACGCGAUCUAAUCCAAAAAAAACUCUUGUGGAUAAUACACUGUAGUUAUGAUACAUUGAGGCGGCCGGGGGUGCUGGUGGUGAGGAAACGUGGCGCAGUGGUUAGCACAAUGCGCUGUAAACCUGGAGACAUGGCUGAGUUUGAAUCUCGGUCACGGCUACCAUCAGUGGCGAGUGAUAUCUGACGCCGCCCCUCCCUGCACUCCCCUUCGGGCUGUUUGUGGUCAAACAGCCCGGGGUGAGUGUGGAGUUGUCGGGGGUGAGGGCCGUGCCCGCGGUGGGGCAGCUUUCAUCCACCAGCGGAUUGCCAAGGGGAUGCAAAUCCUAAAUAGAGAGGAGGCGAGGAGAGGAGGAUGGGGAGGAAGAGGAGGAUGAGGAGGAGGAGGAUAAGGAGAUGAGGAGGAAGAGAAUGAGGUGGAUGAGGAGUAUGAUGAUGAGGAAGAGAAUGAGGUGGAUUAGGAGUAUGAUGAUGAGGAGGAUGAGGAGGAGGCCGCACUGGGCUCACUCGGCCAAUCCCGGAACGAGAUGCCACCACGCGAUCAAGGGUGGGCAGGACGGAGGGUGCGAUAUUUGUUUCGUAUUUCGUACUCAGAAAAAAUCAGUACCGUGCCCUCAUUGUGUCUCUAAGAACAUUUUUUUAUAGAAAAUGUUGAAUAGAUGACAAGCGAGCUUAUAACGUUUUUCUUGAUUCAUUUAUUUUCGUAGAAAGCUCCUUAGGCUUAAGAAAAAUAAUCUUCUGUAAACGUGAUUGAUUUUUGCUGUUUGCUCGAAUUUACAUUUUAAAAAACACAUUUAAAUCCAAAAUCGCAUAAUUUUUAGACGUUGAUUAAAAACGUUUCAACUUUCUCACCCCUUAUCAAUGGUAAUGUGUAAUUUUGAGAAAUGAGUCUUUGCCUGCCGUUUAAAUUUUUUGAUAACUUGACUAAUUAAAUUCGUGCAGCCUCCUCGAUGGCGCCCUUGCGCGUGCGAGCGGGAUGGAGGGCGGUGGGUGGGCGGGUUCCUCUCGCCAAGAGCAUCAACCCGAGCCUCCCUGCAGCUACUGAUGCUGCAGCGGAUGAUGAUGAUGAUGCGGAUGAUGACGAUGAUGAUGACGACGAUGAUUGUGAACACGUGACCUGCUUUGUUCGCUCACACCACGUGCUCGAGCCCGCGUCGUUGCCGCCGUCGCUGUCUUAGCAGCGAAGGGGAACAAACGAAGGAAGGGAAAUGUAAUCGUGACCGUUCCGCCUGAAACGAAUUGUGGGUGUCGCGUUAGAGCCAACGUGUUAAACUUAGAGGAGACGCUAUGCCACGGUUCUGGUGAGAACUGCAGUGUGGAGCUCACUGAUGGUGAUAGCUCCUGAUGAAGGCUGCACUGUUGAGGGUUCAGGGUGGAGCUCACUGAUGAAAACUUCUGAUGAAAGCUGCACUGUUGAGGGUUCAGGGUGGAGCUCACUGAUGAAGACUUCUGAUGAAGGCUGCACUGUUGAGGGUUCAGGGUGGAGCUCACUGAUGAAGACUUCUGAUGAAGGCUGCACUGUUGAGGGUUCAGAGUGGAGCUCACUGAUGAAGACUUCUGAUGAAGGCUGCACUGUUGAUGGUUCAGGGUGGAGCUCACUGAUGGUUAGAGCUCCUAAUGAAGGCUGCACUGUUGAGGGUUCAGGGUGGAGCUCACUGAUGAAGACUUCUGAUGAAGGCUGCACUGUUGAUGGUUCAGGGUGGAGCUCACUGAUGGUUAGAGCUCCUAAUGAAGGCUGCACUGUUGAGGGUUCAGGGUGGAGCUCACUGAUGAAGACUUCUGAUGAAGGCUGCACUGUUGAUGGUUCAGGGUGGAGCUCACUGAUGGUUAGAGCUCCUGAUGAAGGCUGCACUGUUGAGGGUUCAGCGUGGAGCUCACUGAUGGUGAUAGCUCCUGAUGAAGGCUGCACUGUUGAGGGUUCAGGGUGGAGCUCACUGAUGGUUAGAGCUCCUGAUGAAGGCUGCACUGUUGUGGAUUCAGGGUGGAGCUCACUGAUGGUGAGAGCUCCUGAUGAAGGCUGCACUGUUGAGGGUUCAGGGUGGAGCUCACUGACAGUGAGAGCUCCUGAUGAAGGCUGCAGGGUUCAGGGUGGAGCUCACUGAUGGUGAGCUCCUGAUGAAGGCUGCACUGUUGAGGGUUCAGGGUGCAGCUCACUGAUGAGGACUCCUGAUGAAGGCUACACCGUUGAUGAAGGCUGCUGGGUGUCGGGUUGACAGCGGGGCUCGAUGUCACCGCGGGGUUUAGGGUUGAGUGCGGAACCCCUUCCGGUGGAGGCUGCCGAGUUUGUGGAUGAGUUGCGCUGCAGCUCCGCUGGUGGAGGACGUCUCGGUUUGCUGUGCCUCGGGGCUCCGCGCGUUCCUAGCACGGGGAGGGGAGCCGAAUGUUCUUUGCAGGGUGUACGGCGGAUCGGGGCGAUCGCCCCGGGCCCCGCGGUUUGGGCGGCCCUCGCCUCUUAGUCUCGUGAAUGUAACAGGCCGUGUUCGAUCAUGGACGUGUAUCGUGAAUAAAGCAAACGGGAACGCCA